Daucus carota subsp. sativus is the source of this 1859-nucleotide messenger RNA. Its product is annotated as ultraviolet-B receptor UVR8. The record is from RefSeq and is a predicted model, not a curated record. The transcript is spliced from 9 exons. Lineage: Eukaryota; Viridiplantae; Streptophyta; Magnoliopsida; Apiales; Apiaceae. Bases 172 to 1593 code for a protein of 473 amino acids.
AUAUAAAAAAUAUCAUGAAAAUCUAGAAAGUUCGGGGCAAUCCGUAAAAAUGGGCAGCAAAAAUAUAGUUUCAGACACUUGUAAGAUUCUUUGCUCCCCAAAAUUUGUAUUUCUCAUUUCAUCUCUCUAAAAUCACAGGGUGAGAAUUUAUAUUGAAUAUAUGUAUUAAAAAUGGGUCUUGAUGAGAUAUUUGGGGAGUCAAGACCUGUAAUUCAUCCAACAAAGAGUGCAAUUUAUGUUUGGGGGUAUAACCAAUCUGGCCAAACAGGGCGUAAAGGUAAAGAAAGGAAUUUGAGGAUUCCUAAGCAACUGCCUCCCAAGCUUUUUGGGUGUCCUUCAGGUGUUAAUUCUAGAUGGCUUGAUGUUGCUUGUGGCCGUGAGCAUACUGCGGCUGUGGCUUCCGAUGGCUCUCUUUAUACUUGGGGAGGAAAUGACUUUGGUCAGUUGGGGGACGGAACAGAGAACCCCAGAAAGCACCCUAAGAAGGUGAAGCAUUUGCAGACUGAAAUUGUAAAAUCUGUAUCCUGUGGCGCACAUUGUACUGCUGCUAUUGCAGAACCCAGGGAUAAUGAUGGAACCAUUUCAACCAGACGACUUUGGGUUUGGGGGCAAAAUCAGGGUUCUAAUUAUCCGCGUUUAUAUUGGGGAGCAUUUACUGCAGACACGGUGAUCCGUCAAGUAGCUUGUGGGGCUGUUCAUGUUGUGGCAUUAUCUGAGGAUGGCCUGCUACAGGCUUGGGGCUAUAAUGAAUUUGGUCAGCUUGGCAGAGGUGUUACUUGUGAAGGCCUUCAGGGGGCUCGUGUUAUAAAGGCAUAUGCAAAGUUCCUUGACGAAGCCCCUGAGCUUGUGAAGAUUACCCAAGUGUCAUGCGGGGAGUAUCACUCUGCUGCUAUAUCUGAUAAUGGCGAGGUUUAUACAUGGGGUCUAGGAAAUAUGGGUCAACUUGGGCAUUGUUCUCUCCAGUCCGGGGAUAAAGAACUACUGCCAAGGCGUGUGGUAGCACUUGAUGGAAUAUUCAUAAAAGAUAUUGCCUGUGGUGGUGUACAUACCUGUGCUUCGACUUGGAAAGGUGCUCUCUAUGUUUGGGGUAGUAGUCGGGCUGGGCAACUAGGUCUUGGGCCUCAAACUGGAUUAUUUUCAUGUGUCCCUAAUGAUUCUCCAACUUUACUCCGCAACAUACCUGUAUUGGCUAUCCCAUCUGGAGUGGAACAUGUUGCAUGUGGACAUUCACACACACUUAUUUCUACUAGAGAUGGAAGAAUUCACGGUUGGGGUUAUAACAGUUAUGGCCAAGCUGCUAAUGAGCACUGUACAUAUGCUUGGUAUCCAUCACCAGUUGAUUGGUGUGUUGGGGAAAUACGGAAAAUAGCAGCUGGAGGUGGUCAUUCUGCAGUUUUAACAGAUGCAUAUUCCUUGAAGGAGUUGUGUGAAUUCAGGCUUGCAGAAGGUGUGACACUAUCAAAUGCUUCUCAGAUUGUGGAUGUGGCGUCGAGAACCGGAUCUGAUGCUUUGGCACGCCUCUGUGAAAGAUUAAGGGAACAUAUGCUUGAUGGUGGUGACUGCAUAUAUGAAGAUGAUGAAUUUGGUGACUGAAGGUACUUAGGAAAUGCAAAUUGCUUUCUAUCCCAUUGUUGUAACAUUAAUUUAUAGUUGCUAGGCAAACCCAUAGGAGUGCGCUGUAUUUAGUAGAAUGGGGAACCUCUUGUAUAUGCGGUUAUUAAUUUCAUGAGCAAAAAUAUUGUUCAGAAAAAAUUUGCAGUCAUAUUCAGAUAAAUUUUAUGUAAAGCUAUAUAACAUACAUGUAACAUUAUAGAUUCAACACCCACUACGGGCAAAAAAUAAAACCGUAAAUUUCUGUU